Molecule: messenger RNA, 1237 nt
Organism: Larimichthys crocea (large yellow croaker)
Lineage: Eukaryota; Metazoa; Chordata; Actinopteri; Sciaenidae
Gene: nudt18
Product: nudix (nucleoside diphosphate linked moiety X)-type motif 18
Exons: 6
Coding region: 55-1074 (339 amino acids)
Molecular function (GO): 8-oxo-dGDP phosphatase activity; 8-oxo-GDP phosphatase activity
Source: RefSeq, a predicted model, not a curated record
GUCUGUGGGGACGUCACGGCCUGAAUUGUCUUGUCUGUGUCUGUCUGUGCAGACAUGGAGGUGACGGAGGAGCAGCAGUGGCGGCAGGUGGAGGAGCAGGUGGAGCGGCUGCUGAACGGUCAGGGGUCGGAGGUCAGCGGGUGUGACCUGGGCCUGGAGCAGAGCAAACCAGCAGCUCUGAGGAAGACCGUCACCUACAUCGUCUGCGGCGUGAUCUUCAACGAGAAGGAGGAGGUGCUGAUGGUGCAGGAGGCGAAGCAGGACUGUUAUAAGCAGUGGUACCUGCCUGCAGGGAGGGUGGAGGUCGGGGAGAGCCUGGAGGAGGCGCUGAGGAGAGAGGUGAAGGAGGAGGCGGGGUUUGACUGUGAGCCAAUCACCUUGCUGCUGAUCCAGGAACAGGGACCACAGUGGAUCCGCUUUAUCUUCUUGGCCAGAGUCACAGGUGGCAGUUUAAAAACUCUGUCAGCAGCGGAUCAGGAGUCUCUUCAGGCCUCCUGGUGGGACAGACAGUCCGUCCUCCCCCUGAGAGGACGAGACAUCCUCCGUCUCAUCGACUGCGGCCUCAAGUACCGUCAGGAUCCCUGGCACCCCGUUACGUUACCGUUAGACCUGAGCUGCCGUCACGUGGUGCAGAGACUCGUCCUGGUCUUCACCGGCGCUGAGCAGCAGGUCUGGGUCCUGCUCAUCAAAGCUCCAGUGCUCCACCUGCCCACAGCGGCGGCGGUGAAAACCCACGCGGUGACGUGGGCGGCCAACAUGGUGGUGCAGGAAGCCAUGCCGUCAACGUACUACGACCACGACGUCAACACGGUGGGGGUCUUCAGCCUGCAGCACAACGGCCGACAACACGGCAAGACGGACGGCGUGUGCUUCAACACGCUGGUGGCGCUGGUGCCAGACCACGUCCAACGCAACGAGGAUGGCGAGAAGGUGGAGGUGGCCGGGACGGGACGGCCUCCACCCGUAGAAAACCCACGAUACGUGUGGCACGAAGUCCAGAAACAAACUCUGAGAGAGAAACUGCUGGAAAAGACCAAGAACAUGUCGAUCUUACCGAUCCACAGCCUGUACUGACCAAACAUAUCACUGAUCACCUGUGAUCCAACAAGACAGGAGCUCUUAUUCUAGAAGAAAUGUUAUUUAUGUGUAGGAUCAAAUGUGAACGGAGCAAUAAAAUAAUAACGUUUAUGAUUUUAUAAGAAAUAUUCUGAUUUAAAAGAAUCCUUCAACACUCAAA